UCGGACUAGGCUCCCGAGGCGGGUCCCUGGGUCGCUCUUCCACGCUCCACAGAGCUCGCCCGGGAACGGCUGCGGGGCGGAAGUGGUGUGAGCUCUUCCGGCCACCCUCGGGUCCCCGCCCCCCAAGUUCCGCAUGGGUCAUCUCUUCCUCCGCAGCCUCCUCUUCUUGGCGCUCCCCUCCACGCCUCUGCGGGCCUCUCGCCGGCUGGGCCUGGAACCCGCCCCGUCCUCCAAGCGGCCCCGCGCUGAACCUAUGGCGCCGGCUCGGCCCCGCAUCGGGACCCACAACGGCACCUUCCAUUGCGACGAAGCGCUGGCGUGCGCGUUGCUGAGGCUGCUGCCCGAGUACCGGGAGGCGGAGAUCCUGCGCACCCGCGACCCGGCGCUGCUGGCCACCUGCGACGUUGUGGUGGACGUGGGUGGCGAGUACGACCCGCAGAGGCACCGCUAUGACCACCACCAGAGGUCCUUCACCGAGUCCAUGAGCUCCCUGCGGCCCGGGAAGCCGUGGCAGACGAAGCUGAGCAGCGCGGGACUGGUCUAUCUGCACUUCGGCCAGAGGCUCCUGGCCCAGCUGCUGGGGACCAGCAUAGAUGACCGAAUUGUGGAUACGCUCUAUGACAAGAUGUAUGAAUAUUUUGUGGAGGAAGUAGAUGCAGUGGACAAUGGGAUCUCCCAGUGGGAGGGAGGAAAGCCUCGCUAUGCACUGACCACUACCUUGAGUGCUCGGGUUGCCCGACUUAACCCUACCUGGAACCAGCCAAAUCAGGACACAGAGGCAGGCUUUCACUGUGCUAUGAACCUAGUACGAGAGGAGUUUGUACAGAGAUUGGAUUUCUAUAAGCGAAGCUGGUUACCUGCCCGGGCCCUUGUGGAGGAAGCCCUGGCAAAUCGCUUCCAGGUGGACCCAAGUGGAGAAAUUAUAGAACUCUCUCAAGGUGGUUGUCCCUGGAAGGACCAUUUGUUUGAUCUUGAACCCGGGCUGACCCCUUUAGUGCCCAUUGCAUUUGUUCUCUAUCCUGAUCAGAAUGGACAAUGGCGGGUACAAUGUGUACCAAAAGAACUGCACUCCUUUGAAAGCAGACUGCCCCUGCCUGAACAAUGGCAGGGCCUUCGGGAUGAGGCCCUGGACCAGAUGAGUGGGAUUCCUGGCUGCAUUUUUGUUCAUGCCAAUGGCUUUAUCGGUGGGCACCGCACCAAAGAAGGUGCCCUGAGCAUGGCCCGUGCCACUCUGGCCCAGCGCCUAACACCUCUGCCUUCUGCUGAAUGUCAAUAAAAUUCUCAGCACAGUGA
Messenger RNA from Sarcophilus harrisii (Tasmanian devil), 1293 nucleotides. It is a transcript of the gene MYG1, whose product is annotated as chromosome 5 C12orf10 homolog. The transcript has 7 exons. The record is from RefSeq and is a predicted model, not a curated record. Lineage: Eukaryota; Metazoa; Chordata; Mammalia; Dasyuromorphia; Dasyuridae. The coding region runs from base 134 to 1276 and encodes 380 amino acids. Gene Ontology annotation, cellular component: cytoplasm; nucleus.